Messenger RNA from Monodelphis domestica (gray short-tailed opossum), 1467 nucleotides. Its product is annotated as olfactory receptor 5P3-like. Gene Ontology annotation, cellular component: membrane. Gene Ontology annotation, molecular function: olfactory receptor activity; G protein-coupled receptor activity. NCBI's taxonomy places the organism in Eukaryota, Metazoa, Chordata, Mammalia, Didelphimorphia, Didelphidae. Gene Ontology annotation, biological process: G protein-coupled receptor signaling pathway. The record is from RefSeq and is a predicted model, not a curated record.
UGAAUUUUUUUUUAUUUCUUCCUUCCACUCCUGUCUAUCACUCCCCACUUACCUACCUCUCCCCACUCACAUUGGGAGCUCUCUCCCUUUUAAGAAAUAUGGAUAAUGAUGAAACACAAAUCAAUAGAUCAGUCAUAUCUCAAAAUACAUGUCUUAUUCUCUACCUUUAAUUCCUCACAACUCUUCCAAGAAGCAUGUGGUAAAUAUUCCUGGUAAGUCUUUUGAAGAUACAAUUUAUCACUACUUUGGUCUGAGUUCUGAGAUUUUUCAAAGUUGUGUACCCUCUAGUGAUUGUUUUGAUAAUCACAUAUAUUGUUCUUCUACUUCUCCCUAGUUCAUUCCACACCAGUCAACAAAAAUGUUUCCAUAUUAGGACUCCAAAGAAGACACAUUCAUUACCUGAAUGGGCUUGUAGGAGAUGCUCAGUGAAUGUGUCCUGAAUAUGUUAAUAGAUGUAGCCAAAACUUAUUUAUGUGAUCUCUUUUAAUUUCUUUUUCUUCUAUCUAAUAGGCACGCUUUCCAGGACAGAUGUCUAGCAAUAACUGCACUGCUGUGACUGAUUUCAUUAUUUUGGGAUUGACAGAUGACCCAAUCCUAUGUGUCAUCCUCUUUGUGAUAUUUCUAGGGGUUUAUGUUGUCACAAUGGUUGGUAACCUUAGCAUAAUCAUAUUGAUCAAAAAUAGCUCCCAGCUUCAUACUCCAAUGUACCUUUUCCUCAGUCAUUUGGCUUUUGUCGAUAUCCUGAUUUCUUCAUCUGUCACACCUUUCAUGCUUAUGAACUACCUUGAGGACACAACCGUAAUCUCUUUUGGAGGUUGUUUAGCCCAAUUGUGUUGUGGAUGCACCUUUGGGGCUUCUGAGUGCUUCCUGCUGGCUGUGAUGGCUUAUGAUAGGUAUGUGGCCAUUUGUAGCCCCCUACUUUACUCCACCAACAUGUCUACUAGGGUCUGCACUCUGUUACUCACCACAUCCUACCUAGGUGGUUGUAUAAAUUCUUGGACUUUUAUUGGUUGCUUAUUGAAUCGGUCCUUCUGUGGACCCAAUAAGAUUAAUCACUUUUUCUGUGAUUAUUCACCACUUUUGAAGCUUUCCUACUCCCAAGAUGAUCUUGCUGAAGUUCUUCCUGCUGCCUCUGCUGCAACAAUACUCAUGGUAACAGUGUUAGUUAUCAUAAUUUCCUAUGUAUAUAUCCUCUUCUCUGUUUUGAAGAUAAGCUCUACUAAGGGGAGAUCCAAAGCUUUCUCAACUUGCACUUCCCACCUGACAUCAGUCAUUCUGUUCUAUGGAACCCUUACUUUCAUUUAUGCAAUGCCUAAAUCCACCUAUUCAACAGAUCAAAAUAAAAUGGUUUCUGUUUUCUACAUUGUAAUGAUUCCCAUGCUGAAUCCCCUGAUCUACAGUCUAAGGAACAAUGAAGUAAAAGGGGCCUUGAGAAAACUGAUGAAUAGAAAAUACUUUUUUUCAUGA